AUGUUCCCCAAGAAAAUCCUCGCCGUCCUUCUAGCCGCAACCUCCGCCCUCGCCUUCCCCCUCCAAAUCCGCCAGGGAUCAACCUACUUCAACCCCUCAGCAACUUACACCUACAACGUCGGAACGGGCGCCAUCACCCCCUCCUCCGGCACCGGCGUCGUGUCCAAAUCCACCUCCGACGGAGGCAACGACCUCACCGCCCUCCUCACCUUCACCUACCCGCCCGACACCGCCGGCAAAAAAUGCCAACUCUACUUUUACCUCGACGGCCCCACCUCCAGUGUCUCGGGCAGCGGCAAGCUCGACGUCUUCACCUCCAUCAAGCCCGCGCCUUCCAGCGGGUCCUCCGGCUGGGGCGCCGGCGGGCCGGGAAACCAGAGGGACGUCAACAUUGGGCGGCUCUCCGCCGUCUGGGCCGGCUUUGCGACCUGGGACGCGACGUACAAGGCGUAUCUCACCGCGCCGACGGAUUGCAAUGCUACGGGUACCGUUCAGGGGCUCGAGCUUGUUGGCGUCUCCGACAAUGACCACGUGUCGUGGAAUACACAGGUUUCUGGUGCUCGAAUCUAUUACUCCUAA
This is a messenger RNA of Colletotrichum orchidophilum, 579 nucleotides long. RefSeq names its product IDI-3 protein. NCBI's taxonomy places the organism in Eukaryota, Fungi, Ascomycota, Sordariomycetes, Glomerellales, Glomerellaceae. The coding region runs from base 1 to 579 and encodes 192 amino acids. The record is from RefSeq and is a predicted model, not a curated record. The transcript has a single exon.